This is a messenger RNA of Vespa mandarinia (Asian giant hornet), 3138 nucleotides long. It is a transcript of the gene twy, whose product is annotated as fas-binding factor 1 twitchy. The record is from RefSeq and is a predicted model, not a curated record. Gene Ontology annotation, cellular component: centriole; ciliary transition fiber; ciliary basal body. Gene Ontology annotation, biological process: establishment of epithelial cell polarity; cilium assembly. NCBI's taxonomy places the organism in Eukaryota, Metazoa, Arthropoda, Insecta, Hymenoptera, Vespidae.
CACAUGUAUACUCGAUAUCGAGUAAUGUUAUGUAUUACUCAGUUAUUACAUUUUUCUCUGAUUUUCUUUAAUAAUCUGUUUUAGUAAUUUUAUACUUACUCUCUACGAGGUAAACUUUGCUGUUGAUGGCUGAUCUUUCUGAUGAUUCAGAUAUAAAUCCGGAAGAAAUUGCACGUAUAGUAGAAGAUAUCGACAAUCUAGAUAACAGUUUACUUAAUAGUUCAUUUAAAAAAUCAAGUCGUACUAAAAUAAAUACUGAAGAUUCUACAUUAUUAAAUGAUACAGAUAUCAAGAAAAAGGUUCUAUUCAAAGAUUUCAAUAAAGAAGAUCCUUUAGCAGAUUUAAUAUCAGAUGAAGAAGAAAUACCAUUAAAGCAAAAGAAUGUAAUUACACAAAAUACUAAAAGUACUUUAAUGGAAAGUUUAUUUGGUAUAAAAACUAUAACCAGUUCUGCGUCCAGUAUCAGAUCAAGCGAUAAACCUAUACAUCCACUGUCGGAUGUAAGUACGGAUAACAUUAACUUGGUAAAAAGUCCAUUAAAUCAAGAUAGUCAAUUAGAUUUGAAAGAUGAAUCCAUAAUUUCUGAAAACAAGCCAUUGAAGCAAAUCAAUAUACAUAAAACGCAGAGUACUUCUUAUAUUAACGAUGGUACUACAGCGAGUUCUCUUAAUAAAUUGAAAUCAGCAACUGGUAAAUCACAGAAAUCAUUAUUAAUAGAAGACUUAUUUGGAAACAGACAACAUUCGACGUCUAUCCAGAAUAUCAACUCUCAACAGACUCUUGAUAGUUUCGGUACAAAAACUAUUACAGAAUACGCAACAGAUGUUAUUAAAGAAGAUAAUCCAGUUAAAUCUACAAUGCUUGGAUACGCCCCUACUGUUUCUGCUUCUAGAGAAUCUCGUAGGGGAAGAAAAAGCGCCAGUAUAAUUCAUGAUCCUUUAGGCUUACUUACCUCAUCUCAAACCGAAUAUACAGCAGAAUUGAUAUCCAAAAAAGCUGAAACUGCUGAAGAUACAAAUAAAAAGAAAUCAGCAAAUCAAGAUCUACCGGAAUGGCUAGGUGGAACAAAGAUGUCGGAUAAUAAAAAGUUACAGGAAGUUGAACAAUCAUCAUUGCAUAAUAUAGAACAAGAUAUUAUGCAACAAAAGCAGUCUUUUGAAAAUUCUCAGAUACAACGUCAUAAUUACACCACAAGCAAUGCAAUAGAGACAAAUAACGAUGACAUGAAUAAUAGAAUCGUACAGCAUGAGGAGUUACCGAUACUAAUUAGUACACAGUUUGAUCAACAUGCAGCAAUUAUGACUAUGCAACAGCAAGAACAUGAACUAAGAACAGCUACAACUUUAUCUCAUCAGAACGAUCAAUUAAGUAAAUUAAUAGAGACUCAAAAAUACAAAUUAACUGAACAAGAAAAACAAUUUAACAUGCUUAUUAAAAAACAAAUGGACAGGCAAAUCUUGCUUGAAGCACAAAUGAAACAACAACAAGAGCGUAUUAAUCGUUAUAUUCAGACAUUGAUGGCUCAACCCACAUCUUUACCAAUACCCAUAAAUUUUUCAAUGAAUCAAACUACAGAGAAUACUAAAGAAGAGAAAGAUGACAAAGUUAUUUUAGAGAAGUCUGUAGACAAACUAGAAUCCGAAAAGUUAUAUCUGGAAAAUACACUGAAAGGCUUAAAUGAAAGACAUGAAUAUGAAUUAAUAAUUCAUGAAGAUUCAUACAAAAGGCAGAUUACAUUCCUUCAAGAAACAAUGGACAAACUUGAAAAGAGAUUUCGUCAUGAAAUUGUAACUUUACAAAAUGAGUAUGAAUUACAAAUUGAGAAAAUUAAGGCAGAGAAAAUACAAAUAGAAAUGGCGUAUAAAGAAGAAAUAGAAAAUUUAAAAAAAGAACAUGUAAAGUCCAUUCAAGAAAUUUGUGAAAGACAUACUAUCAAUAUAAAUAUUUUGCAAAAGGAACAUUCGCAAACUCUUGAAAAUAUAUCUAGAGCUAAAGAAUGUGAAAAUUUAGCAAUAACAGCUGUAACAACUCUGAAAUCAGAUAUGGAAGAGAUGUUGCAUAAAACUAGUAUUUUAAUCACCGAUAUAAUAACUGUACACGAAAAAUUACAAAAAAAGGACGAAAAAAUUGAUAAAACAAAAGACGAAUAUUUGAAAUUAGAAAAAGAAUAUUUGGAAGCAGAAAGACAAAGUACGGAAAGGGAAAAGGGAAUCUUGGAGCAAGAACGUAAAGAAAUUGUUGAGUCAAUGAAAAAGCUUGAAUUACAAUUUGUACAGCUUACGUCGGAUAUUCAAAAACGAAGCCUACAAUAUGAUGAGGCAGAAGAAAGGCUUAAAACAAAAGAGCAAACAUUAACAAGAGAAAGAGAAAUAUUUGAACAAAAAGUAAUUUGGGAACAUAAACAUUUAGAGAGUUUAAAGGAUGCAUGGAUAAAAGAACAAGAGAGACAAUUAGAAGCAAUUGCACGAGAAAGAGAAGCAGUUGUAACUGAACGUGCAAAAUUAGAAGUUUUUGAUAGAUUAAAAUGUGAUGAUAUGGCAAAGGCAGAGUUAGAAGCUGCUAUAAAAGCUGCUCAAAGUGCAAAUAAUCGCGCUAAUCAGGAGAGACUGAAAUGGCAAGAAAAAAUGAGAGAACUCGAAAUACAACAGUAUCAGAUUCAAGGAAAAGAAAAUGAACUUAUACUGCGUGCUAAAGAGCUUGAAAACUUAACACAGUCCGCAUUAACAAAAAGAGAUGAAGGAAUAAAGGCAUUAAAACAAGCACAUCAAAUUGAUGAUCAGCAUAAGGAAAGACUUGGUCAGUUACAAUUGCAACUUGAAGCAUUAGCACAAAGAGAAACUAAAGUUGCUUCAGAGAAACUACAUUUAGCAAGAGAAAGAUUAGCAUUAAGAACUUCUCAAACAGAAAAACCAGUAAAAGACGUCAAAAUAAAUAUUCAUUCUAUGUACGAAGAGGAUCUAGCAGUUUUAUCAGAACUUCCUACUUCACAAGUUAUACCAUCUUACAUGAAUACUAUUGAUCCUCAAUUAAUAAUGCUAAAAUUAAAUUUGGAUAAUCAGCUAGAUAUCACCAAUAAAUGCCUUGAAACAAUGGGUAUUUAAUAAAACAUCAAACAUAAUUGUGUACAAAUAUUAUGUC